GGUCUGCAUUUCAAACAACACCAUUGAAUAUUAUUCAAUGGUUAACUUGCAUUGGAUUGGGUGGUUUAUCACUACCUGUUGGUGUAAUCAUCCGAUUACUUCCUAUUGAAAAGUUGUUCUCGUAUAAGCAAUCGAAAGCACAUACUAUUCGUGAUGAUGAAUCAGCAGUAACCAGCUGGCAAAAACAACUAAAGUUUUUCAAAGCACUUCGAGGUGGUGGACGUUUUAGAUCACAUUUUGGACCAGUUGCUAAAAAUCAACAAGCAUUUGCAGGUGUUGCGGUGGUACCGAGUUUAAUGGUAUCCGCGGUUGGUGUACCAUUAUCGACACGAGAUAGAAGUCAAGAAAGAGAUAAUUCGAAAGUAUCACAGAGAUCAAUACCAGGUCCAAUACCAACGCCACGACAAGAAACUGAUGAAUCCAAUAAAAGUUGA
Molecule: messenger RNA, 434 nt
Organism: Racocetra fulgida
Lineage: Eukaryota; Fungi; Glomeromycota; Glomeromycetes; Diversisporales; Gigasporaceae
Source: the annotation of a GenBank genome assembly